Molecule: messenger RNA, 798 nt
Organism: Parasteatoda tepidariorum (common house spider)
Lineage: Eukaryota; Metazoa; Arthropoda; Arachnida; Araneae; Theridiidae
Source: RefSeq, a predicted model, not a curated record
AUGAAAAGAAAGAAGAAGAAAAUAGCUCUCUUAGUUGACAACUGCACUCCUCACAACAAUCCUCCAAGUUUGAAAAAUAUAAAAUUGUUUUAUUUUCCCCCAAAUUGCACGUCGAGUCUACUGCCAUUAGAUUUGGGAAUAAUAAAAUGUUUCAAAGGAUACUAUCGAACAACAAGAUUAAUUCAGAACGUUGUUUAUAAUCUGGAUAAUAAACUCCCAAAUCCUUAUGCAGUUGAUGUGAAAAAUGCAUGUGAUUGGAUUUCCGGAGGGUGGAAUUCAUUGGCACAAUCCACCAUCCAAAAUUGUUGGAAGAAAGCUUCUUUCUUUGAGGAAAAAAACAACGGAAACGCAGAAACUGAGCUUACUGAAAUCACUGAUGAAGAAGAAAAAUGUUUGGCAGGCCUCAAUUCGAUUGUCAGUGAUUUCCAAAGAUCAUCUAAUACAUCAUUUCUAUUUAACGCAGAUGAAUUUUUUAAUUUAGAUAAUGAUGUGUUGGUUUUCAGUGGUGCAAGUGAUGAAGAGAUUUUAGCAGAAGUUAUCCCGGAGAUUUUAGCAGAAGUUAUCCCGGGUGAUCAAAGUGAUGAGGAAGAAGCAGCUGACUAUUCUCAAAACAGGACUCAAAUUUCACCCGAGAAUGCCAUAUUGCUAAUUAACACUUUGCAAGAUUUUGUUGCAACAUUUCCAAAUGUAACUGAUGUUCAUUUGAAUUCAUUAGAUGGACUGAAAUCUAUGAGCAUGGAAAUGGCAAUUGCUUCCAAAAAUAACCAAACAAAACUAACCGAUUAUUUUUCUAAAUAA